AUACGCGGAGCAGCCAUAGAGCUAUUAUAUCUCUAUGGGAGUAGCUCGUCUAUGAAGCCUGUCGACUAUCUGGCAACUCUGAAAAUAUUACCACAGCAUGCAUAGGCCUAGUAAUAUUACACCGUCAAAUAUGAAAAGUGUUGCCAUCGUACUAAUUAUUUUUAUAAUCCAAGGUUUUGCAAACCAAGUGAAUGAGGUGCGGCCUCCUUACACAAACCAUGCUGCAAGGGCUAGAUAUAUGGUUCAUAUGGCUGACUGGGCAAUGCUAGGUACAAUAUCAACACAGUCUGCUUAUCAGGGCCGACCAUUUUUAAACCCUAUAUCAAUUUGCGAUGGCACACUAGACAACAGUACUGGAGUACCGUACAUGUAUGCCUCUCCACUUGAUGUAAGCAUGCAAGAUGUGACAGAAAACAACCAAAUAACGCUUUCACUAAGUGAAGCAGAAUUAAACAUUGAUGACUGCCACUUAACGAAACACAGCGACCCUGAAAACCCGCUGUGUUCCCGACUUGUUAUGUUUGGAACCAUGGAACAGGUGUCUGAUGCCACAGAGCUAGAAUUUGUUAAAAAAGCGAUGUUCUCACGCCAUCCUAUUAUGGCCUCAUGGCCGGAGGACCAUAAAUUCACAUUCAUGAAAAUGCAGCUAACGGAUUUGUGGAUGAUUGACUUUUUCGGAGGUGGUGUUACCAUUGACAUCAAAGAUUAUUUUAAAGCUAAACCUUAAAAGGAAUGUACAGAAAAGCUUCUGCCAUUAUAUAAUUGGUUAAAUUCUAAUUGUUACAGUCAGGCUCCAGGUGAAAAAUAUUUUGGUUAUGUUGUACAACUUAUUUUUCUAAGACACAAAAAGGGUGUUUAACGAAAAAUGCUGGAACAUUUAUUAAGAUACAGAUUUUUUAAUAUUUAAAAAACUGAGUGGAAAAAGGUGGAAAAACAGUUGUUGCUCCCUUUUUUCCCAGUUUUUCAACAUUCAAAAAUAUGUAUCUCAUUAACUGUUCCCAUGUUUUUCAUCAAACAUCCUUUUUGUGUCUUUCGAAAAAUCAGUUUUACAACAUAUCCAAAUUUUGUUUUCCCCCAGAGCCUGGCUUUGAAAACUUUGUUUCUGUUUAUGCUGUGUAUCAACAUAUUUGUUUUUCAUUUUGCAGCUUCAAAAUUUUUGUAAUUAUAAAAAUGAUUUUGCUUUGCAUACCAUGAAAGUUUUAAUUUGACAAAUAUAUGUAUUUUCCCCAUAUAUGGGUGUGAUGAUGUCAUAGCGUACCCAUAUUGGCAUGCCACAGGUGUUUGUCAUAUAAAACCUUAUACUGAGAGUAAUAAUUUAUUCAUAUUUAUUUCUUCAUUUAUUCAUUUUUACAGAAAUAAUACAAACUUUUAAUUUUACAAAAUUUAAAAUUUAUGUACAUCCCCAUGUCAUCAAUUAUGUAAACUCAUUUGCAGUAUACAGUUGAACUUAGCGAAGUUGAAUUCAAAAUGGCAUUGAAAAAUUGUUUGUCUUCGAUAAAA
This is a messenger RNA of Anneissia japonica, 1500 nucleotides long. Its product is annotated as protein CREG1-like. Bases 98 to 727 code for a protein of 209 amino acids. The record is from RefSeq and is a predicted model, not a curated record. The transcript is spliced from 4 exons. NCBI's taxonomy places the organism in Eukaryota, Metazoa, Echinodermata, Crinoidea, Comatulida, Comatulidae.